Molecule: messenger RNA, 2268 nt
Organism: Lachancea meyersii CBS 8951
Lineage: Eukaryota; Fungi; Ascomycota; Saccharomycetes; Saccharomycetales; Saccharomycetaceae
Source: the annotation of a GenBank genome assembly
AUGUCAGCGUUAGACCCAUCAACGGCCAAUUUGGACCAACCAUCGGUGGUCCAUACGCCCACCAAUAGCAUAAAAGACGAGCUGCUGUCGCCAGGCUUCAGCGACAGCAUUGCCCAGUUCCUCCCCACCGAAGUGUCCGGAUCGGACGAGGAAGAAGAGGAGGAGGAGGAGGAGGAGGAGGAGGACGACGACGACGACGACGACGGUAACGAAGAGCGCGAAGACGAGCGGGACUCCGAGCACGAAGCAGACGACACUAAAUUCGACACCGAGAAACCACUGGCUGCCGCAAGACCCGGUGUGGAUGUAAAAGCCGAUAACGACGUGGGCACCGCCGCCAAGCGUUUAGCGCCCCCUACUGGAAAGUUUCGUGGACGGCCUUCGUCUUGUGUCUUUGUCGCCAGUCUCGCUGCCUCUCUUACCGACGACGAACUAUGUCUGUCGGUGACUGAAAACUUCAAGAAAUUCGGCCAGCUCACAAUGGUCAAAGUUCUAAGAGACCCUGCCAACAGACCUUAUGCAUUUGUACAGUACACCAACGAUGCCGAUGCCAAGAAAGCUUUAAACAAGGCACAGGGUACGACCCUCAACGGAAGAACUAUUCGUUGCGAGCCCGCUCGUGUUAACCGCACUUUAUUCCUCAGUUACAAAAGCAGAUAUCCAGCUCCGGCAUCCGGUACACUUGUGUCGGCUGCUACGGUCAACCAGAUGAUGAGCAAGUUUGGUGAACUAGAACAAUUGGUUGCUUGCAGAGAUCAGUAUCCGCACAAGAAAAACUACUUUCAAGCUGCUUUUAAUAAGAGCAAUGCUUGGUUUAUUCAAUUUGCAUUUCGUGAUGACGCCAUCCGUGCUUUUGCGACUCUGAAAUCGGAGUUCAAUUGGGUUGUCGAGUGGGCUCAAAAUAUAGAAGCUGAUCCACAUUUGAACAUGCUACAGUCUGGCAAUGAUCUUACCAUAUCAGAGGAGUCAGAAGCUUCGAGCGAUCAAUCUCACAAUGACUCUUUGUUUGAAGUGAACAAAUCUGAAUUUGGCAGUCAUGGCUCCGACGUUAAUAUCGACCAGAAAUCCAUCUUUGUCGGCCAACUAGAUCCCUUGGCAACAGAAGAAAACUUAUUAGAGAGGUUUUCUAGGCAUGGAACCAUCUUGGACGUCAACCUGUUGGUCAAGCCUAACAAUGUGUUUGCAUUUAUUAAAUUUGCGACGGAAGAAGCAGCAGCAGCCGCUCUGGAAAUGGAAAAUCAUGCCAUAUUCCUCAACAAAACUAUGCAUGUUCAAUAUCGGGAAAUUGGUGGAUCCAAGAAAUUCAGGAGACAUAGCAGCGCCAAUAAUCACAGGAGCAACGGCUAUGGGGCUGCUAAUAAAAAUGAAAAUCGUCCAGGCGAUAUACAUGUCAAUUUCAAGAAGCAAGUGCAUUUACUAAAUGGCAAUAGUAAUCCCAACUACAACGGCCCUGUUGAAAAUGGCUAUAAUGUUUCAUAUCAACCUCCUCGCUUGAACUUGGCACCUCCGCCAAUCAACGUUGGAAAGCGAAGAUCUAGCACCGGCUCGGGACCAUUCUAUUCCAACUAUCCCACUCCCCUUCACGACUUCCAUGUCUUUUCACCUCAACAACAAGGCCCCAUGUUUAUGGUGGCCGCUCCCAAAAAAUCGAAGUCGCAUCCGAGGCGCAAAAGUAUCGAAAUCACCAAAUCCUACAUCGAUUCUAAUGAUCCUAAUAUUAAUGAUAAGGGCGAUACUUUGAAUUCACACGAAGCUGGAAACACGGCUAAUCGCUCUUUUACCACAGAUACAGAGGUUUCUGAGGGCUCCGAAUCUGUUGGUGACAACGACGCAUCCACUUACGCCAGCACUUCUCAUUGUACAACUUCUGCUGGCGGAAUUAAUUACAAGAAGAAGCUCGACGAAUACAAGAAAAGGGGAAAUUACCCAACUUUCGAUCCUUACUAUUAUCCACCCUACUAUUACCCAGUAGAGUAUGCAAUGGGGCCAGCAGGUCCAGCAGGCCAAACUACCCCUCUAAACUCAUCAGGAAACAACCCACGCCCUGGUGCAAAUUCCAACCAGCCAUGUUUCAUGUACUACCCUGUUCCAGCUAGUAAUGGCGUUGAAUUUGCGGAUAUGCACAACAUGGUCAUGCCCCACAUGGGUCCAUCUCCUGGUAGUAUGGGUACACCAAUGAUCCCAAUGCCAAUCUCUCAACAACAAUACAUGCCAAUGGAACCCAAUUAUAAUUAUAACGGUGCCAGUAAGACACCUUUAGAUUACUGA